GCGCUCUAAACGCCCUGUCUUUUCCCGCCCUUUCCCCUUUCCCCUUUCCCCUUUCCCUUUCCAAUCGAUGGCCGCUUCGCCGGCCGAAAUUGUACGCGUCUUCGCGAAGAUUGCCUCCCGCGUUCAGGGAUUCAAAGGAGAGGGAGCCGCCGGCAACAACGACGAUGAAGGAUUUGCUGAGACAACGGCGGCUAUAUCCUCCCUUUCCGCCUCACUCGGCUAUGACGACGACUCUGGGCUUAGGGUUUUGAACGCAGCGCUCUCCCUUAUGUGCUUCAGAGAUUCGGAGCUGCACAGAGUUAGGAUCGAGUGCCUCGUUGAUUCCAUGAUUAGCAUGCUUUCAUCCUCCGUUUCGUGCAAGGUUUUACGGGCUCUAGGUAGUAACGAUGAGGAAUUUUUGGGGAUUGGGACCUCGUUCUCUACCAGAGAUUGUGUUAGCUUGAUACAAGUUUGCGCUGACGUUUUGAAUUGUUUGAGCGGCCAUUGUGGUGCAGGAGAUUCCCAUGCACUUCUAUAUGCUACAAUAAAGGCUGUGACAUCAUCGUCUAUAUGUCAAAAUCUACUUCCUUCAUCAUCCAUAGGCUCCUUGGAAGAAAAAGACUUGUAUUUUGAUUUGCAAACUGAACUCUCAAAGCUUAUUUGCAAUUUGUCCAAUGAAACGCCCAAUGUGGGAAAUAAAUCUCAAAUGAGGUUACUCUUUUGGUAUCUUGAUCCAAUGAUUUUGAAACAAGACAUCUCAGAAAUAUUACAGGAAUGUGUUCGAAGACCUUUCCUGUGUCUGAAGAAAGAAUUGCAUGAUCGGGUUAGUUGGCGUAAUGUGAUAAUAUGUCUAGUAACUUCUUCUACUGUCUUUCUAGAAACAAGAUCCAUGCUACAUACAUGGUUCCUAUCCACGGGUUUGGCAUCCUCACUUGAUCUUAAGGUCAGAAUUGUUGCAUCGGUACUAGAUAUAUUAUCAAGGCCUAUGUGGUGGCAACUGCCUGCUGAUGUGGGACUGAAGCUUCCAUGUUCCUAUGCCUAUUUCUCCAACAGACAUCAUGAACUGUUGGCCAUUUUAACUGGGCAGUUAUCGUGCAAAAGUUUCCUGCAUCUUGUUUGUUACAUAAAGGCAAUAGUUGCUUCCUUGUUGACUUCAGAGAAUAGUUGCAGUCAUGGGAAUUUCGUUGAUCUAGUUGGUUGCAAUUCAGCCUGGGCAGUUUUGUUGGACUUUCCUGUUUGGUUCCACUUUGCAAUUGCAUUAAUCUUCUUGAAAAGUAGAUGCGAAGCCCACCUACCUUCAUCUCUACAUAGUAUUUUGAGAACCGAGACAGUGAAUCACGUGGAACUGCAUGAUGCUGCUAUUUACUUCAUCGCCUGGAUUUUAGACCCAGCUGAUAUAGCUCGUGAUAUACUGGUAAAAGGUAUAGAUGAAUUAUCAGAAUCAUAUAUUUUGAAACAUGACCUAAAAUCUGCCAAGGAAGAAAGAGCAGACACAGAUAUCAGAUUCAAAAAUGUUCUUUGCCGCACUAAAAAACUGAAGAUACCAAAUGUCAGUAAUAUCCCAAAGCGUCAUUUGACCUUUCAAUCAAUCAGUAGCUUGGAUAUUCAAGCAUGGCUUGAAAACUUUAAUGUUAUUCUUGUUAGAUUAUGCAGUAAGAUCACCAACAGUGAUGUUGAAGCUGUAUUAACAUCAAAAGAUGGCCAAACCAUGAAGCCUAAUUUAUUGUUUGCAAGAGUUCCUAUAGGCUUAUUGUUCGUGUCACCCAACUGUCUAGAUGAAAGAGGAUGUGAGAUGCUGCUGCAAUAUGCUGCCACUGGAAAAACAAUGAAAUCAAAAGAGAUACGCAAAUGCGCUAUUCGAGGUGCUCGUAUGGUGUUUGAUUUGUUAGAGACAAUUGAGGACAUGUCAGUGAUGUUAUUUGAUGGCGAAGACGAUAGGAUUGAUUUUGUUAGCCAGAUGAAACAAAAGACUGGUACGUAUCUGAUACAUUGCAUCAGAAUGCUGCUCAAGCCCGAGGAGCAACAGAUCGAUGCAGUUGCAACAGGAGAAAUGAAGUUGGAUCUUCACCAUAGACUGCUGGAGUGGAAGCAACAAGGACGACAGGUGUUCGAAGGUCAUGAGGAAUUUGAUGAUUUUAUGGAUCAGUUUUCCAAGAGAUUUCAAUUUUCUCACUAUAUUGAAGAGUGUUUCUGAUGAAAGAAAGUGAAUGAUUAUUGCUGCUUAUGUAGAGAAUCUCAGAGCUGUAACACGAUGAUUAAAUACCAAUACUAAAUGAACUGAAAAGUAUAUUUUCAGCAUAAAAUUAUAUUCAUUUACUUUUGCAAAAUGUUA
Zingiber officinale is the source of this 2311-nucleotide messenger RNA. RefSeq lists its product as uncharacterized. The record is from RefSeq and is a predicted model, not a curated record. NCBI's taxonomy places the organism in Eukaryota, Viridiplantae, Streptophyta, Magnoliopsida, Zingiberales, Zingiberaceae. The coding region runs from base 68 to 2173 and encodes 701 amino acids. The transcript has 6 exons.